AUGAAUUACUUUAGAAAAGCAAAUUAUACCCCUAUGAGAGUAAAUUAAAAUCAAGAAAAAGCUCUUCUUUUGCCAAAUAUAUUUUUGUUUUAGUAAUCUCCAGAAAGAAAAUCUAUUCAUUAAUUAAAAGGAAAGAAUCUAAAAUAUGGAUUGAAAAAAUUAGAUAUCUCAACAAACACAGUUGAUUUAAAAUCUGAUAGAACUAAAGAUCUAAUAGGGAAUAUAUCUUAUUAAACAAGAACAUUAAGUGGAUUAAACAUUAAUAAUUAACAAAAAGUCAAUUAAGAUUCUUAUUUAAUUUUAAAAGAUUUACAAUACAAGUUAUUUGGUAUUUAUGAUGGUCAUGGUAAAUUUGGUCAUUUAGUUUCUUCAUUCAUCAAAUUUAACUUAGAAAGUAUCAAAAUAUUCAUAACUUAUAUAGAAUUCAUUAAAAGUAAUACAGGAAAUAUAGAUGAAAUAAAAGUAGCCUAUGAAUUAUUGAAUGAUAAAUUAUUAGAAUCAAAUAUUGAUACAUAAUUAUCAGGUAAUAUUGUAUAAGAAUGAGGAUCGACUGGCAUUAGUGUCCAUAUUAAUGAAUAACAUUUAUUUUGUUGUAAUGUAGGAGAUUCAAAAGCCAUUUUAGGGAGAAGAUAAUUGAUGAAUAAAUACUAAUCAAUUAGAUUAAAUAGGUUACAUAAACCCAUAGGAUUAGAGAGAGAUAGAAUAAUUAAAUUUGGUGGAAGAGUAGAAUGUAAUAAAGGUAAGAAAAUACUAAUAAAUAAAUAGAUAUAUAUGGAAGACCAAGAAGUCCUUUGAGAGUAUGGAUGUAAAAUGAGGAAAUGCCAGGAUUGGCAAUGACAAGGUCUUUUGGAGAUAAAAUGGGUAUUAAGGCUGGAAUAAUUGCAGUUCCUGAAAUUUUUGAAAUAUAAUUAACAAAAGAUGAUCAUUUUAUCUUAAUAGGUAGUGAUGGAUUAUUUGAACAUUUAAAUGAAGAAGAUGUAAAAUAAAUAAAAAUUAUUAGAUAUGUAAAUUAAUAAGUAGAUAUUAUCCACUUUAAAUAGAAAAAGCUGCUGAUAUGUUAAUGCUAGAAGCAUAAAAAUAAUGGAAAUUAAUAAGUUUAGGUAGAGAUGAUAUUACAUUUAUACUAAUUUUUAGAUUUUCUUGA
This is a messenger RNA of Paramecium pentaurelia, 1144 nucleotides long. Lineage: Eukaryota; Ciliophora; Oligohymenophorea; Peniculida; Parameciidae. The record is from the annotation of a GenBank genome assembly.